Molecule: messenger RNA, 339 nt
Organism: Priceomyces carsonii
Lineage: Eukaryota; Fungi; Ascomycota; Pichiomycetes; Serinales; Debaryomycetaceae
Gene: RBP1
Product: peptidylprolyl isomerase
Exons: 1
Coding region: 1-339 (112 amino acids)
Biological process (GO): protein peptidyl-prolyl isomerization
Cellular component (GO): cytoplasm
Molecular function (GO): peptidyl-prolyl cis-trans isomerase activity
Source: RefSeq, a predicted model, not a curated record
AUGUCAGCACCGCAGACUACACAAGUUGAAAUUAUUCAGGAAGGAGACGGUAAGACCUUCCCACAGCCAGGUGACUUGGUUACAAUUCAUUACACUGGUACUUUGGAGAAUGGCAAGAAGUUUGACUCAUCUCGUGACAGAGGAAAGCCCUUUCAAUGUACCAUUGGUGUUGGUCAAGUCAUUAAGGGCUGGGACUAUGCAAUCCCCAAAUUAAGUGUUGGUUCUAGGGCAAAUCUUGUCAUUCCUGGAUCGGAGGCUUAUCAAGAAAGAGGAUUUCCAGGUUUAAUUCCACCAAAUGCUACUUUGUUGUUUGAUGUCGAAUUGAUCAAUGUCAAUUGA